Molecule: messenger RNA, 3152 nt
Organism: Epinephelus fuscoguttatus (brown-marbled grouper)
Lineage: Eukaryota; Metazoa; Chordata; Actinopteri; Perciformes; Serranidae
Gene: sack1b
Product: family with sequence similarity 83 member B
Exons: 5
Coding region: 201-2957 (918 amino acids)
Biological process (GO): epidermal growth factor receptor signaling pathway
Cellular component (GO): cytoplasm; membrane
Source: RefSeq, a predicted model, not a curated record
ACUGGAAUCCACACCCUCCAUCUGCAGACUGCUUAUCAUGUUGAGACACCUCCUCGUCUUUGUUUCUUCCAGCCGGCAGUCUCUCCAAAUAUUGAGCACAAGCUGAACAUAUAUAAAACUAAAAAGGAUAUUCUGGGAGCAGUCAAGAGGAUUUUCACAAAGGUCACAAUCCAAAUGUGCUACUGAAACAGCGUGGAGUGAUGGAAUCUCCAGAGUUUUCCCUGCUGUCGUCCUUGAGGGGAGACUUAAAAUCAGAGGAGUUUAUCCAACCCCACUAUAAGGAGGCAUAUCGCCUGGCAAUUGAUCGCCUGGUGAGCGGCGGCAGAGACAGUUACCUCGAGUUCCUCAAGGGAGAGCGUAUCGGGAGCUUCCUCUCAGAGGAAGAGCUUCACUUCAUUACUGAAAACGCAGAGCAGCUCCCGCCUCAAAAUCACGCAGAGGAAAUCAAUGGCUCACCAGACAACCAAUCAUCCUCAGGGACGUAUUGGCCUGUCCACUCGGAUGUGGACACACCAGAUUUGGAUUUGGGAUGGCCGGAGGUCAUGCAUGACAAACUUCAGACAAAUAUAGAUCUGCUCUUCCAUCCACCCAGACAAAAUAACCCCACCAUCAAAGAGGUGAUCCGAAAGCAUAUUCAGGAUGCAAGACAGGUCGUUGGCAUUGCGAUGGACGUGUUCACUGACGUAGAUAUAUUCAAAGAAGUUGUUGAUGCCUCUAUACGUGGAGUCCCUGUUUACGUGCUUUUGGAUGAUUCCCAUCUGAAAAGUUUCCUCACAAUGGCUGAAAGUCAAGAUGUCAAAAUUCAACAGCUCAGGAACAUGAGGGUGCGCACUGUGAAAGGUCAGGAUUACCUCUGUCGAUCAGGAGCUAAAUUUCAUGGGGCGAUGGAGCAGAAGUUUCUUUUAGUCGACUGCCACACAGCGAUUUAUGGCUCAUACAGCUUCACGUGGUCUUUUGAGAAGAUACAUCUGAGCAUGGUGCAGGUCAUCACAGGCCACCUGGUGAGGUCCUACGAUGAGGAGUUUCGAACACUUUACGCCCGGUCAAAUGUGCCUGUUGAACUCUGCCCAGCAGAGGGUUUGUUCCAACGCAAUGGGUCACAUGGACGACAGAUUUUGCCAAAAUCUCAUUCCGCCCCCAAAAUUGAGCGGAGGGACCAGUUGAGGCACACGCUGGACACAGUCUAUCGAAAGACCUGUGAGAGGAAACUAGGUGUGAGAGACCUCGAGGAGAGGCUAUUCGAAGAAGAACAACAUGAGCUCAGGCCCUUGAAUGAGAAUGGGAUCAGCGGUCAAAACCACAUACCCCAAUUUCAGUCUGCAGAGACAAUGGACUUCUUAAAACGGCACAGCUAUGCUGGGGAGAUUCAGGAUGGAUUAAUGGCGCAGAACAUCAGGCCCAGAGCAAGCAACUGGAAUAUCUCCAGAGAAACCGGAAACAAUUACCCCAUGGAUAAUUACUUACAAGUGCAACAGAUGCACAGAGGUCAAAACAUGCGGCAGUCGUACAAUGGCAACGACAAACAGAUUCUGUCCAUGCAGCAGAACAUGCCAACACUUGAAAAUACAUCCAAGUCGUUUAUGCGCACAUUGAGGAUUGAGUCCUACCUCAAACACCCUGACGUCCCAUACGGGGACUCUUGUGAUUAUUUAGACCAGUUUGAACCACAGGACAAAGCAAACUCCUUCAUGCAGGGUAGGAUGAGGUCUUCCCUUGUUUUCAGGUCCACCAUACCAGAGCACAUAGAGCCAAACAGGCACUUUAACAACUCUUCAACCAAUGUCAAUGCCUCAGCAACACACAACACUCCUAUGCACUACUCAUCCAUGCAGUGGAAUCCAGCAGCAGUAGCUGAACACAGAAUGAGUAAUGAAGAGUUCAUGUUAAAGAGGAAAAGUCUGCAGAUUUUGGAUGACGAUCGGAAUAAUGCAGGCUACGGCCCUGGUAGAAACGCUUACAACUCUGUAUAUGCCAGCUUAGGCCGAGCUAAAGGUGGACACAUGAUCACCAAUCCAGACAUCCUGUCAGACAGCUGGCAAAAAAGGCACAGCGUGGCAGAUCCAAGAUCAAACACUGAGUACGGACAUGAAUCCUCCAGUCACAUGUAUGGAGCAUUUGCAAGGAUGCAAGUGAACAGAGGCACAGCAGGGAUGCAUGCACCUAAUGGAGGAUACGGGUCAAAUCUGAAAGAGGAUCAGAGAUCUGCCUCUCAUUAUGAUGUCAAGAGCAUCACAAGUACAAAGAGCUCUGGUACUCCUAUUUGGCAGGAGCCGCCAUCCAGGACUGUGUCUGCAGCAGCCCUGGAUGUGAAUAACAAGGAUUUGUCAGGUAAAUCCCACAGCUCCCACCAUUUCCUGAAGAAGAGUUCCAGGAAAUUAAAAUCAUUACUCCACAUACCAGAGAAAAAAGAGGAUUCAGCUGAAACGCCGAGUCUGAAGUCAGGCUGCAGCACAGACACCAUAACAGCUGAGGAUGAGGAGAGGAUGUCACAUGGAGGAAGACAACUUUACCAAAGCACAACCAACUCUAUCCGGUCAGAACACCAGAGGACACGGAUGGAGGACAACCAGCUAAAAUCGUCAAGACCGCGAUUUACAACUGAGGAGCACCAGAAUCCAACGCAAGUCUCUCUCACUAAACCUGCUGCAGAGAAAAAAACCAGCAUUUAUGACAAAAGCGCAAGGCCUGGCCUUGACUCAGCGAGCUGGAGCAAGGAACGAGGCGUAGACACUCGCCUUUACAGCAGAUUUGAGCCUUUCUGCUCAUUUGAAAAGAAACACUCCAUGUGUUCUGCACACGGCUUUGGAAAUGCACACUCUCAGGAAAAAACCAAAGGCCUUCCCAAAGGUGAGGCAGCUAUUGAAAACAACAUCACUCGAGCUGCGCGAGGGCACCAUGAAAAUAAGCUGGAGAGAUUCAUUCAUAGAAUGGGGAACCUCAUACACAAGAACAAAUAGUCUGGGGGUCAAUACAGGUCACUUAUUAUCAAUGCACAUCUGACUCAUAUAUUCUGAGAGUCGGUCUUUAUUUCUGUUUACUUUGUAAAAUGUUUUACGCAAACGCUGUUUACAUUUUGUUCAUUUUGUUAUUGUGUACAGAUGCACUGAAAGGAAAAUAUGUUUUAUAUAAAUACAGACUUUUAUGUAACAAAA